UCAGCAGCCACAAAUACCAAUCUCUGUCAUUUGCUGACAGUAACGCUUCCUCUUCACCUCUAGCGAGCUCCCUCUUCUCGGCCUUGGAUUUUCGUCGGCACAACUAAUGGCUGCCGCGACGGCGUUCUCCGGUACUCUUUCCAGCCAUACGCCGUCUUUAAUUUCUCUUGAUUUUGAUUCCUCUGUCUUUAAGAAGGAGAAGAUCUCCCUCGCUGGUCAUGACGAGUACAUUGUGAGAGGAGGUAGGGAUUUAUUCUACUUGCUGCCAGAUGCAUUCAAGGGAAUCAAGCAGAUUGGCGUUAUUGGUUGGGGGUCUCAGGGUCCUGCCCAAGCUCAGAAUUUAAGGGAUUCCCUAACGGAUGCCAAGUCUGAUAUUGUAGUGAAGAUCGGACUUAGGAAGGGGUCUCAUUCAUUCGCUGAAGCUCGUGCUGCUGGUUUUACUGAAGAGAAUGGGACGCUAGGUGAUAUAUGGGAAACUAUUUCAGGCAGUGACCUUGUCAUGUUACUGAUAUCUGAUUCUGCACAGGCUGAUAACUAUGAGAAAAUUUUCUCCCAUAUGAAGCCAAACAGCAUACUUGGGCUUUCCCAUGGAUUUCUUCUUGGACAUUUGCAGUCAAUGGGACUUGACUUCCCAAAAAACAUUAGUGUGGUUGCUGUUUGUCCCAAGGGAAUGGGUCCAUCUGUAAGGAGACUUUAUGUUCAAGGCAAAGAGGUCAAUGGUGCAGGAAUAAAUUCUAGUUUUGCAGUCCACCAGGAUGUUGAUGGUAGGGCCACAGAUAUUGCCUUGGGAUGGUCAGUAGCCCUUGGUUCUCCUUUCACUUUUGCCACUACACUGGAGCAAGAGUACAAAAGUGACAUCUUUGGGGAGCGUGGCAUUUUACUGGGUGCUGUACAUGGAAUUGUUGAGUCCUUGUUUAGACGAUACACUGAAAAUGGAAUGAGUGAAGAGGAAGCUUACAAGAACACUGUUGAGUGCAUAACAGGAAUUAUAUCAAAGACCAUUUCAACCAAGGGUAUGUUGGCUGUAUAUAAUUCCUUGUCUGAAGAAGGUAAAAAGGAAUUUGAGAUUGCAUAUGGUGCUUCAUAUUAUCCCUGCAUGGAUAUCUUGUAUGAGUGCUAUGAAGAUGUUGCUUGUGGAAAUGAGAUACGCAGCGUUGUCCUUGCCGGCCGUCGCAUUUAUGAAAAAGAUGGGCUACCAGCCUUCCCAAUGGGUAAAAUUGAUCAAACACGCAUGUGGAAGGUUGGCGAGCGAGUCCGAUCAGUUAGACAAGCAGGGGACUUAGGUCCAUUAUACCCUUUCACUGCAGGAGUCUACGUGGCAUUGAUGAUGGCACAGAUUGAAAUCUUAAGGAAGAAAGGGCACUCAUAUUCUGAGAUCAUCAAUGAAAGUGUGAUUGAAUCCGUGGAUUCUUUAAAUCCAUUUAUGCACGCUCGUGGAGUUUCUUUCAUGGUAGACAACUGCUCAACAACAGCAAGAUUGGGAUCCAGGAAAUGGGCCCCUCGUUUUGAUUAUAUCCUUACCCAACAAGCUUUGGUAGCUGUGGACAAUGACAGUCCUGUGAAUCGCGAUCUCAUUAGCAACUUCCUAUCAGAUCCGGUGCAUGGAGCCAUUGAAGUUUGUGCUCAACUGAGACCUACAGUAGACAUUUCAGUGCCACCAGAUGCUGACUUUGUGAGACCUGAGUUGCGCCAAUCUACCAAUUGAGAUCUAAAGGUGAAUUUCUAGUUUGAAUCGGCUACGAGAAAUCGCUACACAUAUAAGCUGAGGACGAAGCUUUUCCUGGAUUGUAAGCAUGCUCUAGUUUUUAUCAACUUAAAUAUUUUGUGUUGUAUGUAGUAUUAUGAUCGUUCUCUUUUUUUCCUUUUUGUUUUUUUUCCUCCUUUUGUGUGUAUGGACAGGGCUUUUAUUCUUGUAUUGGUAACGUUGGCAGUAGAAUUUUAGCCUAGUAGGAAAACUCGCAUUGCUAUAAGAUACAGAAAUUAGUUAAUACAAUGGUUACAUAUACAAAUUACAAUGGUUA
Messenger RNA from Manihot esculenta (cassava), 2021 nucleotides. Its product is annotated as ketol-acid reductoisomerase, chloroplastic. The coding region runs from base 107 to 1705 and encodes 532 amino acids. The record is from RefSeq and is a predicted model, not a curated record. Gene Ontology annotation, cellular component: mitochondrion; chloroplast. Gene Ontology annotation, biological process: L-valine biosynthetic process. Gene Ontology annotation, molecular function: ketol-acid reductoisomerase activity. Lineage: Eukaryota; Viridiplantae; Streptophyta; Magnoliopsida; Malpighiales; Euphorbiaceae. The transcript has 10 exons.